GAAAAGUGCUGUGCUAUUGGAUAGCUGGCACCGUGACGACAAACGGAAGUAGUUCAAUCCUGUGCUGUGUGCAUGUUGUAUCCCCAUACCCAGAAUAUGGAACAAAAUAAUGGAGACGGGAGCCUGGCCCAGGUCCGGCAUGUCGUGUUGGUCCUGUCAGGGAAGGGAGGUGUGGGCAAGAGCACCAUCACCACAGAGCUGGCACUGGCUCUCAGGCAUGCUGGCAAGAAGGUCGGUAUCCUGGACGUUGACCUGUGUGGGCCAAGUAUCCCGCGCAUGCUGAGUGUGGGCCGGCCAGAUGUGCACCAGUGUGACUCAGGCUGGGUGCCAGUCUACACUGAUGCCCAGAAGAGCCUGGCCCUCAUGUCCAUCGGCUUCCUAUUAGAGGACCCAGACGAAGCGGUGGUGUGGAGGGGGCCCAAGAAAACAGCUUUGAUUGGCCAGUUUGUGUCAGAUGUAGCAUGGGGAGAGCUGGAUGUGCUGCUGGUGGACACACCGCCAGGGACAUCUGAUGAGCAUUUGGCUGUGCUGGAGAACCUUAAAAAACACAGAGUGGAUGGAGCCGUUUUGGUCACCACACCGCAGGCAGUAUCCACGGGGGAUGUGAGGAGAGAGAUCACCUUCUGUAAGAAGACAGGUGUACGAAUCCUGGGCAUUAUAGAGAACAUGAGUGGCUUCGUUUGUCCACACUGCUCUGAAUGCAGUAAUAUAUUCUCAAAGGGUGGUGGUGAAGAAUUGGCCAAACUGACUGGAUCAGCAUUCCUAGGUUCUGUGCCCUUGGACCCUCUGCUCAGCAGCAGUAUAGAGGAGGGCAAAGACUUCACACAGUCGUUUCCUGACAGUGCCACCUUCAGUGCUAUCAACAGCAUUUCACAGACUCUGCUCAACAGUCUCCAAACAGCUUGAGCCAUGACAUUAAUUUGCUGAAACUCCUGGAUUGAGUUCACAUCUAAGCACGUAGGCUGUGUGAAAAUAAUGUAGUUAUCAGUCAUUGUGCAAAUGUCAUGAUUUUUAUGUUGCAUUUUGUCUUGUACAGUCAGACAUCACACAAAACUGAUCACUCAUUGUCUUCUUUUCUGCUUUGUUUCUUAAAAUCUGUAACUGCCAGCAGUACAGUACAGGCCAUGUGUGCAGUUAUCUUUCAGUGCUUGAAAGUGUGAAUAUCUGUCACUCAAAGUGAAACAGGAAGAGAUGAAUACUGUACAACAGCAAUUCAUCUAGUCUUUGUUUGACAUCCUUUUUUUGGGCAUACUUUUGUAAUAAAUAUGCUAAAAAAAAAAAAAGUCAUGCUGCUUGUACAGUACUUAAAUGAGUCACAGUGAGAUAUGCAGUACUAAAAACACUAUCUUUUGUGUGUUUGGACGCCAGUCAAAACUAAGUUGGAAUCUUCUUUAAUUCGAUUGUGAAAACAUUCACAUCGACACAUCAGGAUAACUUCAAUACCAGUGGUAAUACAGGAUUGCAGAUUGGCGCUUCAGUAAAUGCGUCAGCUGCAGGUCCAUUUUCAGAAAACACACUCCAGAUCAAAUUAGACCGGUCCUUGCAUGAAACUAGGCCAAACUUGCACACUAAUCUCACUGAUUGCUGUUGCAUGCUACAAACAGUACCAUCAAGUAUUCUGGUGUUGUUUAAACUUGUUUUGUUUUCUUUGCAGGAACUAUAUGUAACUAGCUUUUUGAUCUGGAUUAAAUCUUCUGAAACUA
Molecule: messenger RNA, 1703 nt
Organism: Xiphias gladius (swordfish)
Lineage: Eukaryota; Metazoa; Chordata; Actinopteri; Istiophoriformes; Xiphiidae
Gene: nubp2
Product: nucleotide binding protein 2 (MinD homolog, E. coli)
Exons: 7
Coding region: 73-906 (277 amino acids)
Biological process (GO): iron-sulfur cluster assembly
Cellular component (GO): cytosol
Molecular function (GO): ATP-dependent FeS chaperone activity; 4 iron, 4 sulfur cluster binding; ATP binding
Source: RefSeq, a predicted model, not a curated record